UUCUACUUAUAAAAAAGAGCUAAACAAGAACCACUCAUAAACCACCCCACACACUCUGUCCACAGGCCACUCAUUUCUCCCUCAACGCUUGCCCUUUCUUCACUGCCAUGGACAACCAACGCAACCCUCUUCUGACUUUUGCUUACUACUGCCAAGGAAAGGGUAUGGAAGAUCUAAGGCAUUCACUUUUGUGCACCACUAUUGAGCUGGAACAAACGAAGAUGGUGGUUCAAGAAGAGCUUAAAAAGAGAGAUGAUCAAUUGCUUCAAUUCAAAGAUCUACUCAGCAAAGUCAUCAGAGAAAGAGAUGCCGCUCAAGAGAAAUGCCAAAGACUUCUUUAUGAAAAGCUUUUGUACCAACAACAACUACAACAACAGCAACAACUUCAGCAGCAGCAGCAAGUAACUGCAGCUCCUCUCUCUGGAAUUUCAAGCAUUGAAGAUGAUCCCAAAAGGGGAAUUGACUCCAACAAUGGCUUCUCUUCAUCAGAUUGUGAAGAAAGUAUUGUUUCAUCUCCAGUCAUUGACCCAAUUCCUCCACCACCACAAUCACAAUUACAACCACAACCACAACCUCCAGAAGAACCAACAAUUGAGCUAGUUCCUGACAAGCCAUUACCUGAAAAGGGAAAGCUUUUACAGGCAGUAAUGAAAGCAGGUCCACUUUUACAGACUCUUCUUUUAGCUGGACCACUGCCUCAAUGGAGGCAUCCACCACCUCCGCUUGAGUCCUUUGAGAUCCCACCAGUAACCAUACCUUCACCACCACCACCACCACCACCUCCCGUACCACAGCUCCUUCACCAAGACUCCUUGAUCAGCAUCAAUGCUUGCAAUAGCAUUCUAAACAACUGUGCUAAAGUCAACAGAAAAAGAGCUCUUUAUAAUGGCUCUGAUUCUCCUACAGAGACCAAGUAUCAAAGGGUUCUACUCCCUUGAUUCACUCCUUCUGUCACUGCUACUACUACACAUUAGUCUACAUAGUUUGAUUUUGUUAAUUUUACCAAUUUUAAUAUGAUCAUAGGCUAGUGAAGUUGGAAUUGUAAGGCGGGUAUGUGACUGAUCUUUGAUCUAGCUUUUGUACAGAAGUUUGUUGUUAAACAAAGGAGGAUAUCCCAACCUAAGUUUAACUCAGCGGAGAAAGAAGAGUAAAGACUAAAAAUAGAGUUCUUUUGCACAUUUUAGGGUUGGCUUGAACUUGAUUUUGCCAAAAUUGGAGUGGGCAUGGCUUGUAAACUGUAACUUAAAAGACACUAGUUUAGCCAGUGGCUUGUGUUUGUUAAAGUGAGAUUCUUUUAUGGGUGUGGGUUUGGAUGUGGUUUGGGUGUAGAGUUGUUGAGUAAGGCCAACAACCAGAAGGUCUAAGAACUCUGCUUGUCGGGGUCAGUGGAUCCUACAGAUCAGAAUCAGGAUCUACUAAUGGUGUGAUUGUAUGAUUAUAUUAAUCCUUUUUUCAAGGGGAAGAUUAUGAUUAAUUAAUUGCAUUGUAAUCUUAUUAUGUUUCCCAGGAAUGCUAAUACUACUACUACUGAAUUCACUCUCUA
Messenger RNA from Mangifera indica (mango), 1543 nucleotides. Its product is annotated as protein enabled homolog. The transcript is spliced from 2 exons. The coding region runs from base 108 to 938 and encodes 276 amino acids. The record is from RefSeq and is a predicted model, not a curated record. Lineage: Eukaryota; Viridiplantae; Streptophyta; Magnoliopsida; Sapindales; Anacardiaceae.